This is a messenger RNA of Colletotrichum chrysophilum, 651 nucleotides long. RefSeq lists its product as uncharacterized. The record is from RefSeq and is a predicted model, not a curated record. The transcript has 2 exons. Gene Ontology annotation, molecular function: 3-hydroxyisobutyrate dehydrogenase activity; NAD binding; NADP binding. Bases 1 to 651 code for a protein of 216 amino acids. Gene Ontology annotation, cellular component: mitochondrion. Gene Ontology annotation, biological process: L-valine catabolic process. NCBI's taxonomy places the organism in Eukaryota, Fungi, Ascomycota, Sordariomycetes, Glomerellales, Glomerellaceae.
AUGUUGUUCUUGGAGCUGAGCACCAUUGACCCGAAGGCGUCAAGGGAAGUAGCAAACGCAAUCAAUAUCGGAGAGUGGGGGAAGUUCGUCGACGCCCCAUGCUCGGGUGGUGCAAUGGGUGCUGAGAGAGGAUCCCUGUCCUUCAUGGUGGGCUGCAGCGACGAACUCUAUCCUCGAGUCUUCGAAAUUUGCAAACUCAUGGGAAGUGAAGACAGCAUCUUCCACUGCGGGGAACUGGGCUCUGGACUUCAAAUCAAGCUUCUAAACAACUACCUGUCAGCUCUUACUGCAAUGGCCACAGCAGAGACCUACAAUAUCGGCCUACGAGGCGGCCUAGACGCGCGCAAGUUUGACCGUGUGAUCAACGCGAGCUCGGGAAUGAACUUCAACUCCAAGAUAAAUAAUCCAGUUCCAGGAAUAACUCCAGCAAACGCCGCUAGCCACGGUUAUGUGGGAGGCUUCUCAAUUGAGUUGUGUCUUGGAGUGCUAGAACUAGGUUUCAAGACCGCUGAAGACGUUGGAGCCAAAACGGUGCUGGGCAAGCCCAUGCUCGAGGCUUACAGAGCCGCUGCCGGUUAUGAGGAAUUUCAGGGUAAAGAUUCUAAGGUGAUUUACAGGUGGCUUGGGGGAGAGAACCCAGAUCUUUCAUAG